UGUGUGUGUGUGUGUAUGUGUGUGUGUCUGUAUGUAUGACAGUGGCGCUGGUAGUAGCGGUGGUAGUGGUCGAAGUCUGAGAGACGACGGCAAUAGUAGUAGUAGUAGUAGUAGUAGUAGUAGUAGUAGUAGUAGAAGUAGUAGUAGUAGUUGCGGUGAUGGUGAUGAUGGUGGUGAUAGUGGUGAUGAUGGUGGCUAUUCUUCCAACCACCACAAACUCUUCACUCCAGUGUAUUGCAACGCCUCCACAUCUUCAUUCAAACCAGGGGACGGCGCCCCCCUCCCUCCUUCGGGCCCCCUAAGAGAGAGCUGUCUGCCUUCACAUCACCACCACCGCCACCCUCACCACCAUCACUGCCGCCGCCGCUGGCUCACCGUCUGGGUUCCUGACCUCCUCUUGGUCGCACUGCUGCUUGGCGGUUGGUAAAUUGCAAGGAAUAAAUCGCUCUAAGGAGGUAACAGAUAAUCGGGUUUUACUCGUUAAAACCCAGCAGUGACGCGUUAAGGAAUUAAAGGGAAGAGGACAGAGUACAGUCCCCAGGGCCGCAACCACCAGGCCCCGCCGCCCCGCCACCCCGUCGAGCCGCUGCUGGGCUGAUCACAUCCCGGCCUUAUUGGUCAGGUCCCGACAACAGCCACUCGUCCCGGAAGCUGCACCAGCCCUCACGUUCAAUAUGUACAUAGGUCUGCCUGAGCACUGCGAGCCCCUACAGCUCGGGUCCUCGCAGACUUGUGAUCAGGAAGGCGGGCGCUGCUCGUGCACUUCCGGGAACUUUCAGUCCUCUUAAUAAUUUCUCUUUGUUCUUCCCGCAGAACCCGCGCCCCACCGCUGCUGCUGCUGAAGGCGAGGCAGUGCGGGCAGCGGGUUGCCUCUCUCAUGACAGCCAGAGCCUGGAGACCGCGAGGGCGGGCAGGCCUGCUAAUCUGUGGGGCGCGGAGGGUGAAUUCCAACGACACCACGUCAUGUGUUAGUCCCGGGCACGUGUGGCGGGACAGUCCAUGAGAGCCUCAUCUUCAUUGCGGCCACCGCCGCCUGCCGGUGAUAAAAAUUGCAAGAAAUUUGACAUGUGGGAUCCACAAGAAUGGACUUAACCCGGGCGUGUCCUCUGUAGCACUUAGACCCGCCCCGCCCACCCACUGGUGCCGCGGCCAUGUCUUCGUGCCGCCCCCGCCGCCACAGCGUCGUCACCCUUCGCCUCACCGUCACCCCAGACGACAUGGACACUCCGAGGCGGCAGCCGUCACCGCCGCCCUCCAGCCACCCCCUAGCCCCACCCAGCCCCCCGACCCCGGUCACACUCCCGCCACCGCUACACUACCCAGUCCCGCCCACCACCCACCUCGCCUCUCCGCCGCACCCCCACCUCCCCCUGCCCCGCAGCACACCCCCGCCCCUCACACGCACCCCAACCACGCCUCUUAGCCGCACCCCCACUUCUCCCAUGGCCCGCACCCCCACCUCACCCUUCUGCAGAGAGCCCACCUCCCCCAUGGGUCGCUCCACGCCCUCGCCUGUGUCCCCUCGUAGCGUGAGCGGCCGACACUUCCGCUAUGAUGUUUGGGCGGAGCAGCGGGGCUUAAGGCGGCGCUCCUCACUCCUGACGGUGCCGUCCUCCUACGAUACCCACUCCGACCUCCACCUCAGGCUGCCCCGUCCACGCUCCUCCUCCAUCGCUGGGCCGCUGCGUCCUCCUGACCUCGCCAGGUACCUGUCGGACAUGAGCCAGCGCCACCACCGCGGUGAGGACGGCGGCGGCAGUGGCGACGUCAGCAUCUGCAGCAGCUUUGACGAAUCUGAGCACGACCCUGACGCCACCAGCCCGCAGUACGACCCCACGGUGAGGAGCUCCAGCCACGACCUCGGGCGCAGCACCACCCCUUCUGCCGCGUUCAUCAGGUCGGGCCCCACCUCCCCUGGCCACGAGCCCUUCACCACAGACUCCCCGAGACGUCGAAACAGCAGCGCAGACCCGGGUACGGGUGUGUGUCGCCUGCGUCAGUUUAGCGUCACCUCCCGCGGCGGAGUGGUGAACCGCGGCGAUUCCUUCCGCCCGCGCCGCUCCGCCUCCAACACCUCCGUCACCUCCACCGUCUCCUCCUGCAGCAGAGAGCGUCUUCCCAGCGUGGGAUCGGUGCCGUCCACGCCCGGGUGCAGCAAGGUUCCCACUCCCACCGCGCCGCCUCAGCACCGCGUCGUCAUGAUCGGGGCUCCGGGCGUAGGCAAGUCGACGCUCAUCACGCAGUUCAUGACCUCAGAGUACAUGUGUGCGUACGACGACUCCCCAGCAGCGUCCUCCUCUUUGCGCUCCGGGUGGAUGCAGUGCUCUUCUCGUAGUCAUGGCAAUGACGAGGGCGGGGCGGAGCGCAGUGUCUCCGUGGUGCUGGAAGGAGAAGAGGCAGAGCUUGUCUUUAUUCACCUGCAGGAUAUUACUCAAGCCAUUGCGCGCGAGGGCCACGCGGACGGCUGGGUGGUGGUGUACAGCAUUAGUGACCGGGAGAGCUUCAAGUCAGCCUCCACAGCGCUGGGCAAGGUGUGGUCCCUCGGGCACGUGACCCACCGCGCCGUCAUCCUGGUGGGCAACAAGACAGACCUGGAGCGCACCAGAGUGGUCAACACAGCAGAGGGCCGCACGCUGGCCACCACCUACGAGUGUAAGUUCAUCGAGGUGAGCGCCGGGUUUGACCACAACGUGGACGAGCUGCUGGUGGGCAUCCUGACGCAGAUCCGCCUGAAGCAGCAUGCGCAGACCGGAGGUGAGGGGACGGGCCACCUCCCCAGCGGCGGCAGCGUCGACAUGUCCCCGACAAACAGUGUGGGCAGCACCGGUGUCUCCUCCCCUGGCGGCAACGCCAGUAAGCUGCGGCACAAGAACAGUUUCCGCGUCAAGGGAAUUCUGAACAAACUGCUGAACAAAGACCGCAAAGCAAAGUCGUGUGAGAACCUGCAGGUGUUGUGAGGCGAGGCGAGGCACGCCCAGCCCCGCCGCGCCCCGCCCCUGCACACACAGCGGGGGCAGGCCGGCACCAACACCACGAGACGCCACGCGCCCCCUGCCGCAUGAGCACAAAAUUUCCACAUACACAUAGAGGAAAGCAGUACUGUUGCCUUAUAACAAAGACUACCUUGAGGAAUCAUUAAAAAAGACAACAAGAAGCAAUAGUUAGAUUAUUAUUUAUCAGAGAAUCAAGCCAUCGUGUGUCGAUGGACAGUCUCGCUGGCGUGUGUGUGACGAGGCUGAGAACGCAGGAAUGCAGCACAGCAACAACAACAACAACAAUAAUAACAAUAACAGCAGCAAGAACAACAGCGAUGACAAUACUAAUAACAGCACUAACACCAACAACAUCCGCACCACAAACAGACAGACAACCCUAAAAGUCUCUUUCAUCACUACCACCACCACCGCCGCCACACACGUCACGCCCCUCGGCUGCCCCUUCAAUAAGUGUCCAUGAGUGUCGGUGUGUGUUUUUCUCGUGCUCUUGACGUGGAUCGUCGUCUACCGCCUCGUGGCGUCAUGUGUCCGUAAUGAUAAAGUAAUGCUAAGAGUAACACACUGAACAUCACCUUCGAACUUUCUUAUUACCGUCGACUUGUGUGUGUGUGUGUGUGUGUGUGUGUGUGUGUGUGUGUGUGUGUGUGUGUGUGUGUGUGCAAUGUUUCAAUCUCAUUCACAAGUAUAAAAUAGUGGAUGUUUUAUUUCUAUUUUUCGUCUGGUGUAACAACAUUUUGGUGUAGCCACGUCUUCAGCUCAACUGGUGUUACUUAACUUAACUCAAACCUUUUUAUAUGUGACGUACAGUACUGUAAGGUGACGCAACACUUCUCACCUAGGUAAGUAAUGGUUAUAGACUUUCUCGACAUUACCGCGGAGAAAGAAUAAAAAUCAAAUUCCUACUUGUGGUGAUGAUGAAGAAAAAAGAAUGUAUACACGCAUAUCACCUUUCCCUUAUGUGUCCUUGUGUGUCCUUGAGCACUGACACCCGGCCACGUGCAUACAGGGAUAGACAAAGUUUCCGUACGUACAAGAAAUACGGACAGCAUGGCACGAAACACGGACGUAUGUACGUAUGUAUGUAUUAAUCCUGCUCAUCCUUGUAACUUCCACCCAACACACACACACACACACACACACACACACACACAAGCUAUCGCAGUAACUGACGAAAGCGGCGAGGAAAGGGAAGUGCCAGUGUCUGUCUCUCCUAAAACACGAACAAAAAUAAAAACUUACAUUGG
Scylla paramamosain (green mud crab) is the source of this 4240-nucleotide messenger RNA. Its product is annotated as GTP-binding protein REM 2-like. Gene Ontology annotation, cellular component: plasma membrane. Bases 1152 to 2957 code for a protein of 601 amino acids. Lineage: Eukaryota; Metazoa; Arthropoda; Malacostraca; Decapoda; Portunidae. The transcript has 10 exons. Gene Ontology annotation, molecular function: GTPase activity; calcium channel regulator activity; GTP binding. The record is from RefSeq and is a predicted model, not a curated record.